Onychomys torridus (southern grasshopper mouse) is the source of this 555-nucleotide messenger RNA. RefSeq names its product transmembrane protein 252 (gene Tmem252). The transcript has 2 exons. The record is from RefSeq and is a predicted model, not a curated record. Bases 1 to 555 code for a protein of 184 amino acids. NCBI's taxonomy places the organism in Eukaryota, Metazoa, Chordata, Mammalia, Rodentia, Cricetidae.
AUGCAGAACAGGACUGUUGUCAUUCUCUGUGCCCUCUCCCUCCUCACAGGCUUCCUGAUGAUCUGCCUAGGGGGCUUCUUCAUCUCCAACUCCAUAUUCCACUCUCAGAGGAAUCUGGUCGCGUCCUACGUGCUUCUGCCUAUGGGGUUUAUGAUCCUUCUGAGUGGAAUUUUCUGGGCCACUUACUGCCAAGCAAGUGAAAACAAGGAGAUGUUCAACCAUGCGCUCAGACAGCACCUUGCUUCCCAGGACCUACCCCUGGCCACAGUAGACAGGCCUGACUUUUACCCCCCGACUUAUGAAGAAAGCCUGGAUGCUGAGAAACAGGCCUGCUCUGCAGGCAGAGGGCUUCUGGGAUUCCCUCCUCCUCCAUAUACAGCAACAAGCCUUGAACUUGAAGAUGAAAAUGACCCACAACCAGAGGCCCCACCCCCCUACCAGGAGAGCACAGCAGAUGCAGUGGUUACAGCAGAGGCACAGGAUGCCAAGGGACCGAGCCCCCUGGUACUGAAGGCAGGACCUGCUCUCCUGUUCUCAGAACUCACCAGCUGCUGA